CAUUGCAUCCACUUGCCCCGCUCUCUCGAUGAAGCCGCUCGAUCUCCCAGAAGACACCAAGUCUGACCAACUAACCAUCGCCCGCCCCAUUUGACCUCGUCUUCCUCCUGCAAGUAUCCCAACUCUUCUCUUCCCAAGCUACCUCGUCCAAGAACGAGAGGCGGCAAAGAUGUGGAGAUCACUGUGCCUCUUGCUCUCCCUCUUGGCCUCCGCCGCGGCCCCGGCCGCGGAGGCGGCUACCUGCCCCUUGGACCUGACGUACGUCUCCACCUACCGCUGGGACUCCUCCUCCUGUGUCGCCGCCAACACCAACCACAGCGACUGCUGCCAAAGCCUCCUCAGCGUCUACGGCAUCGGCGCCGCUCAGCGCCUUCGCGACACCGGCCUGUUCCGCCUCCCCGACGACGCCACCUCCGCCGCCUGCCUCGCCGAUCUGCAAGCCAACCUCUCCGCGCCCCCCCUCUCCCUCCCCUCCUCCAUCGUCUCCGCUUGCUUCCCCUCGCCCAGCACCUUUGUCACCACCUGCGCCGGCGUGUACACCCGGGCCGACUGGACCGCCCGGCUCGGCAACGCCACCGAGCUCGACAGCGCGUGCGACGCAGACCUCACCGACCUCUCCCGCUGUAGCAACUGCCUCAACGCGGGCAUGGACGUCUCCUCGCGGCUCAGCGCCGUCAACGGCAACACCUCCGACGACACGACCUGCUUCAAAGUUACCAUCCUGUACGCGGCCGGCGUCGUCAACCGGUACGGCCCCAAGGACCCCCGCGCCGGCUGCAUGUUCGGCUUCCUACAGCCCUCCCCCUCCUCUUCCGACCACGACUCCUCCAGCUCCCACUCCGCGGCCGUCUAUGCCUCCGUGUUCGCCGCGAUCGCCCUCGUCCUCGCCUCCGGCUCCCUCGGGCUCUUCCUGUGGCUUGCCCGUCGUAAAAGGAAGACGAUGAGCGACUCCGCGGCCUGGGAGAGGAGCUCCAGGUUGUACCUCAGGCCCAACACCGGCUCGAUCUGUUUCGACAUCAAGGAGCUGGACAAGGCCACCGCCAGCUUCUCGCAGCGCAACCUCAUCGGGCGCGGCGGGUUCGGCGUCGUUUACAAGGGCACGCUCUCCGACGGGAGCCUGGUCGCCGUCAAGAAGGUGCUCGAGGGGUUAGACGACAGCGACGAGGAGUUCCGCAACGAGGUGGAGAUCAUCAGCCACUUGCGGCACCGGAAUCUGGUGCCGCUGAGGGGGUGCUGCAUCACGGAAGAGGACAGCGAAGAGGGCAAGCAGAGGUACCUGGUCUACGACUACAUGCCCAACGGAAACCUCAACGACCACAUCUUCGGCUCGAGCAUGGGCGCCAAUGGCGACUCCGGGAGAAGAGCGCCCCUGACAUGGCCGCAGAGGAAGACCAUCAUACUGGACGUCGCCAAAGGGCUGGUCUACCUGCACUACGGGGUGAAGCCCGCCAUCUAUCACAGGGACAUCAAAUCCACGAACAUCUUGUUGGACGGGGAGAUGAGGGCGCGAGUGGCCGACUUCGGACUGGCGAGGCAGAGCAGGGAGGGGCAAUCGCACCUCACCACCCGGGUCGCCGGAACCCACGGCUACCUCGCGCCGGAGUACGCCCUCUACGGGCAGCUGACCGAGAAGAGCGACGUCUACAGCUUCGGCGUGCUGGUGCUGGAGAUCAUGAGCGGCCGGCGCGCCCUGGACACGUCCGUGGCGUCCAACCUGGUGCUCGUUACGGACUGGGCGUGGACGCUGAUCAAGGCCGGGCGAGCGGGGGAGGUGUUGGACGCGGCGCUGACGAGGGACGACGGCGACGGCGACGGCAACUCCAACCCCAAGGGGAUCAUGGAGAGGUUUGUGCUGGUGGGCGUGCUCUGCGCGCACGUCAUGGUGGCGCUCCGGCCGACGAUAAUGGAGGCGCUGAAGAUGCUGGAAGGGGACAUCGAGCUGCCGGUGAUACCAGACCGGCCGCUGCCGCUAGCCCUCGCCCAUGGCUCCGUCUUCGGCGAAGGAAACACCUUCACCGCUUCACCUACUCUCAGUGGCCCUCGUCUCGACACAGGAGACAUGCUCAGGUAACUCCUCCAUCUCUAUCGCACUCAGGAUUGGAGCACAUUGAAGGCCAAUUCAAGGGAAGAAAAGAAAGAGAAGAAUGGCUUUCACUUGCAGGAGGCAGAUUCUAUGUAAAUCCUGUCACUGAAACUUGUCUACUGUAUCAUCUCGAGUUUAGCAUGACAGACUUUGAACUCCUCAAAUGUGUUUAUUCAUCAGUAAUAGAUAGAAAUAAAAGCUAUUCAUCAUUUAACA
Messenger RNA from Musa acuminata AAA Group (dessert banana), 2299 nucleotides. Its product is annotated as probable receptor-like protein kinase At1g11050. Gene Ontology annotation, molecular function: ATP binding; protein kinase activity. The record is from RefSeq and is a predicted model, not a curated record. Gene Ontology annotation, biological process: protein phosphorylation. The transcript has a single exon. NCBI's taxonomy places the organism in Eukaryota, Viridiplantae, Streptophyta, Magnoliopsida, Zingiberales, Musaceae. The coding region runs from base 170 to 2071 and encodes 633 amino acids.